GGUUUUGAGAAAUACUUUACGAGGAAAACUACAGUCACACAGAGCAGUCUGCUGAAGCAAGUCCAAAAGGAAGAACUUAUUUAUCUGAAGACUGGAGAUGCCCGGAUUGUAUGAGAAGCUGACAUUUGUGGCAGGAGUGGCUCUGGCCGUCUUAGCCUCAGUGAGGUCGUCACCAGUGGUGGGACCGGAGCCCAUCCGUUGCGCCCCCUGCUCAGAGGAGAAACUGAACAGCUGUCCCGCCAUCCCGGCAGACUGCAAGCAGGUGCUGAGGGAGCCCGGUUGCGGCUGCUGCAUGGCAUGUGCUCUGGAGAGAGGGGCUUCAUGCGGAAUUCACACAGCCCACUGCGGCGAGGGUCUCCGCUGCACCGCCAGACCCGGCGAGGCCAGACCUCUCCAUGCUUUGACCAGGGGACAGGGGGUCUGCACCGAGGACCUGGGCCAAGUGGAAACCGAAGGAGUCCCAGACCACGACUCCCUGCACUACCUGCUGGGUCUCAACCUUCCCUUUGACCACCAAGAACAUGCUGAGGGCCAGGAGAGCAUCAAGGCCAAGGUCAACGCCAUCCGCAACAAACUGGCACAUGAGGGACCUUGUCACAUUGAGCUGCACAGUGCACUGGACAUAAUAGCCAGCUCUCAGCAGAAACUAGGAGAGAAGUUCACAACUUUCUACCUCCCCAACUGUGACAAACACGGUUUCUACAAAGCGAAGCAGUGUGAGUCAUCUCUGGUCGGACCGCCUGCUCGCUGCUGGUGUGUCUCUUCCUGGAAUGGGAAGAGGAUCCCAGGAUCCAGUGACCUGCUCAGUGAUUCAGAGUGUCAUCAAGAAGUCACACACUGAGGGACAGGCAGUGUUAUCAAUCAGAAACACACUUACACACCCACACACCAGAUGCAUAUAAACACACACAGAUACAAGCAAACAUGUUUCUUGAACUGAACUGACUUCCUUUUACAAACACACUUAUUCAUUUUAUUUACAUGAUGUAUGUAUCAAGACUUAUUUAUUCACUACUUGUAUAUUCUUCCUGGCAUUAACCAUUUGUCGUUUUUAGAUUUUUUAUAUGUUUGCCUAUUUUUUUUUUCAAUUGUAAAUAGGGCAACACUGUAUACAUUUGUGUUUCUGACUAAAUAACUCCAUUGCUCAAAACCACAGGUCCACAGCUAUGCCAAGCCCAUUUCAGAGUCUUCAGGAUCAGGUUUUUUUUCCCCUCUUAAUUCAUUCAAAACUGGAGCUGUGCAUGGCACGAAACAACACAGCCGUUCAUUCAUUCAACAUGUUGACAUUGUCUGAAUGUAUCUCCAUUGGCGUUUCCUCAAUGGUUAUUGGGGGAAAUACUUAAAGUGCCGCAAGUAUGUGCACAGUGGCCAAGCACAAACAUAUCAGGGCUCAUCCAAGCCACCAUGAGGUUAGGGAUGGGUUCUUCUGCAUUUGUCUACCUCUACUAGUCUCUGCAGGUCCACAGGUUUAGCAGAGGGCUCUUCUCAGCUACAUAUCUCUCACCUUUCCUAUUUGUCCAGAGGGGUCACUGUGGUCUUUUUAUUUUUUGACCUAUUUCAGCUUCUAUUUCAGUAUUUAUUAUGAUUCAUUUGUGUUUAUGCUUUUGUUUGUUCUUGAGGUCACAUGCAGUGAGCCAAAUUGUUUGGGAAUGCUAUUUGCCAGGAAUGCUGCUAUUCCAUUAUUGGUUUUGUUGAAACAUUGUAUGUAGUCUACUAAUUCUGUGGAUGUGCAUCCAAUUAAGUAUUAAAUUAUUUCAUCAUGAUGGCA
This is a messenger RNA of Lates calcarifer (barramundi perch), 1768 nucleotides long. Its product is annotated as insulin-like growth factor-binding protein 1. The coding region runs from base 98 to 841 and encodes 247 amino acids. Gene Ontology annotation, biological process: regulation of insulin-like growth factor receptor signaling pathway. The record is from RefSeq and is a predicted model, not a curated record. NCBI's taxonomy places the organism in Eukaryota, Metazoa, Chordata, Actinopteri, Centropomidae. Gene Ontology annotation, cellular component: extracellular region. Gene Ontology annotation, molecular function: insulin-like growth factor I binding; insulin-like growth factor II binding. The transcript has 4 exons.